Molecule: messenger RNA, 962 nt
Organism: Habropoda laboriosa
Lineage: Eukaryota; Metazoa; Arthropoda; Insecta; Hymenoptera; Apidae
Product: cytochrome B5-like protein
Exons: 2
Coding region: 33-557 (174 amino acids)
Cellular component (GO): membrane; intracellular membrane-bounded organelle
Molecular function (GO): heme binding
Source: RefSeq, a predicted model, not a curated record
CCGGCGAGGACUCGCGCAGGUAUUCGAGGGAAAUGGAGGAAAAUCGGGAGGAGGAACGAAAAAGCAACGCUAGCACUGUCGAAGAAAUGGAUCUGCUAAGUCUCACCUUCAGAUCCCUCGAUUUGAGGAGUAACAAACCUCAGCCGGAAGAUUUUCUCGACUUGAAGAAGCAAAAUGUCGCGGACAGAGACGAAGCUUGGAAGAAAUUGAGAAGAAGAUCGAAACACAGCAAAGAAGAGCCUAGAUUGUCACCUAGAGACGAUUCUAAGCAGCUGAAGACGAUCGGUAUGGACGAAGUAGCGUGGCACGACACUGCUGAGAAUUGCUGGGUCGUCAUCCACGAUUUCGUCUACGAUUGCACGGAUUUCUUGACCAGUCAUCCUGGAGGAUCGGAUGUGAUCCUCGAAUACGCUGGCAGAGAUGCCACUUUGGCGUUCAUCGGCACUGGACACUCGUCUAUGGCCAGGCAGAGCUUGGAGAGGUACCUGAUCGGAGAACUUCCAACGGAAGAGAGGAUCUUCCGUGUUCCCAAUGGCGUGAAGCUUACUGGAUUUUGAUAGACUACUUGUUCAGUGGACGGAGAUUAAUGUUGUUUGUUUUACAAGUAAUUUGAAGAACUGUGUGAGUUUUGUGCUGACUUUGUUACCUGGAGGAUUAGAUAACGGCGAUCGAAGUCCAAGAUGAACUUGAAUUUGUUUCUGUGCUUUAGAUUUAACCCUUUCGUUACUAACGGUGGUUAUAGUCACUCAUCGUCGAGCGCUCGCUAUAUCCUACCGGUGACUAUAGUCAUCCAUGAAAAUUUGAUAUCUCCAGAGUGACCGGUUUUCUUUUAUCGAAUUGUUUCGUUGUAUUGUCUUAAGAACUGUGAAAAUAGAGAAGAAAAUAAUGUUACUCUGUGACGCCUGAAGCGUACACUGCUGUAGCGAAAGGGUUGAUCUUGCGGAUUCGAUCCGCGUCACUGC